CUCUUCUGCCCACUGCGCAUGCUCCCAAGCUGGACAGCUCCUGAGAGGGAAAUUUGAAAACGGUUGGGAGGCUGAGCGUGCAAAGCCGGGUCUGCAGGAGCGAGCGAGCGGGCGAGCGAGAGCGGAGGGGGAGUCCCUUAGAGGCCACAGAGGUGCCGCCGCCGCCGCCGCCCAGCUCGCCAUCAGGAGAUGAUAGAAAGUGACAUCACGACCAUAAUGUCAGGAAUCAUUAGAAAUUCAGGGCAAAAUCUUCACCCUUCUCCGCAGGAAUACAGGCUCAUGACCUCGGACUCCUCCCGGGUGGCCGAGGAGGAGCUGCCCAGCGACCUGCAGUCUCUCUCCUGGCUGACGGCGGUGGAUGUGCCCCGGCUGCAGCAGCUGGCCAGCGGCCGAAUGGACUUUGGGGGGCCCAGCGCCUUGCUGCAGCCAACAGGUCCCGUGGCAGCCGGCAUGCUCACAGUGGGUGCCCCGGGCACCAUCGGCCACGUGCCAGGCAGCGUGCCCCCCCAGGGCAUGUUGGGGCUCAGCAGCAUCGGGUCCCAUGGAGCCGCUAUGGGCCAGUACCCCAUGGGGGCCCAGCCCUCUCCCAGCCUACAGGACCAGUCCCAGCUCUACGCGGCUCCCUCGCAGCCGCCAUUCACUCUGGCCCAGGGCACACAUCAGGGCCCUCCUGCUGGGAUGUACAGCGUCUCUUUCGGGACCCAGCCCCCAUUCCCCCAGCCCCGCCUCCCCCCACACUCGGCCCAGGACUUGCACCCCAAACACUACCCCAAGCCCAUCUACUCCUACAGCUGCCUGAUCGCCAUGGCCCUGAAAAACAGUAAGACGGGCAGCCUCCCGGUCAGCGAGAUCUACAGCUUCAUGAAGGAACACUUUCCCUACUUUAAGACAGCCCCCGACGGCUGGAAGAACUCUGUCCGGCACAACCUGUCCUUGAACAAAUGCUUCGAGAAGGUGGAGAACAAGAUGAGCGGGUCCUCGCGCAAGGGCUGCCUGUGGGCCCUCAACCUCGCCCGCAUCGACAAGAUGGAGGAGGAGAUGCACAAAUGGAAGAGGAAAGACCUGGCGGCCAUUCACCGCAGCAUGGCCAACCCGGAAGAGCUGGACAAGCUGAUCAGCGACCGGCCGGAGAGCUGCCGCCGCCUGGGAGAACCCGGGGACCCCGAGGUCCCAGUGCUGGGCCGAGUGGUGGCCGCGGCCACGGCCCAGGGCCGGCUCACCACCGCCCGCCUCCCGCCCCAGCCCGUGAUGACCCUGUCUCUGCAGUCGAUCCCCCUGCAGCACCAGCUGCAGCCCCGGGCGGGCCUGGCCCCCGGCUCCCCGGCGCCAGCCCAAACCCCUCCGCUACAUGCCCUGCCCGACGUGAGCUGCAGCCCCCUCCCCACCCAUCAUGCCGUGAGCAGGGGCCCCAUGGACUUUCUCAACGUUGUAGGCGACAUGAGCACAGAGGUGGAUGCUCUGGACCCCAGCAUCAUGGACUUUGCCCUCCAGGGUAACAUCUGGGAUGAAAUGAAGGACGAUGGCUUUAGCUUGGACACCCUCGGGGCCUUCAGCGACUCCCCCCUGCAGCUGUCAGACUGCGACCUGGGCACCUCCGGACUCACGCCCGUCUCCAGUGGCAGUGACCAAUCCUUCUCAGACUUGCAGGUCACCAGCCUGUACGCCACCUAUGCGGCCUCAGGGGACAAUGGGCCUUCCUCCUCUGCCCAGUACCUGGGCACCCCAGGGAACAAGCCCAUCGCCCUGCUCUGA
This is a messenger RNA of Dromiciops gliroides (monito del monte), 1752 nucleotides long. It is a transcript of the gene FOXN4, whose product is annotated as forkhead box N4. Gene Ontology annotation, biological process: regulation of transcription by RNA polymerase II. Gene Ontology annotation, molecular function: DNA-binding transcription factor activity, RNA polymerase II-specific; transcription cis-regulatory region binding. The coding region runs from base 190 to 1752 and encodes 520 amino acids. NCBI's taxonomy places the organism in Eukaryota, Metazoa, Chordata, Mammalia, Microbiotheria, Microbiotheriidae. The record is from RefSeq and is a predicted model, not a curated record. The transcript has 10 exons.